Gambusia affinis (western mosquitofish) is the source of this 8471-nucleotide messenger RNA. It is a transcript of the gene cntn4, whose product is annotated as contactin 4. The record is from RefSeq and is a predicted model, not a curated record. Bases 674 to 3763 code for a protein of 1029 amino acids. Gene Ontology annotation, molecular function: protein binding. Gene Ontology annotation, biological process: cell-cell adhesion. NCBI's taxonomy places the organism in Eukaryota, Metazoa, Chordata, Actinopteri, Cyprinodontiformes, Poeciliidae. The transcript has 23 exons.
UGUUCCGCUUGGAUGGCCGGAGCAGUCAGGAGGCUGCUCGAGAGGGGAGACAGACAAGACAUCGCUUUCGCUUUUUGCGCUUCCCUUCUCGGGCUUUUUCUCCUGCGUGCGUCCCGCUCCGCGCUCUGCGAGGAACCGGAGCAAAGGAGGGGAGGGCAGGCGGGGAGUCAAGGAAGGGAGAGCUGACGCAUCUGAGUGAGUGGGCACACCGAGGCUUCACCCCCCCCCCAACCCCCCACCCCCGAUAUGCUACCCGCGAGACGCCUGCGCACCGCCCUCGACCCGCGCUGCUGACACCGAGAGGGAGCGACCCGGAGGAAGGAGGCAGGGAGAGCCGGCGAUGGAUGCAGAGUAGCGGCUCUGGAAGGGGGGCCACGCAAAAGCAAAAAGCGGAGCGGAAGCGUGUUUUUUUUUUCUUCUUCUUGUUUUGCGCACAAGCCAGAAAGAGACGCUGUUAUUAUUAUUUCGUUAUAUUUUUUUUUGUUCUUUGUUUCUGUGGCCCGGAGCGUCACAAGUGUGACAUUUAGUUUGGCGACAAAUUUCGGAUUACUCUGUGCCUGUAAUUUCCUGGAAGAAAUAACACACAACAGAUUGGCAAAGGAGAGAAGUGCAAAUCGGAUUCCAUACGUUUGUGAUUGGAUGUGAAAACACUUUUGACCCUUCAAAAUUGAAGAUGAUGUUACUAUGGAAACUGCUGCUGCUGCAGUCACUUAUGGGGUGCCUGGCAGAGAGGAGCGUCCUGCAGAGUCCCGCUUUCACCAAGCAGCCAGGCAGCAUCGUGUACCCUGUGGAGACGGUGGAGACCAACAGGGAGGUGGUGUUCAGCUGCGAGGCCCAGGGAAGCCCACCUCCCACGUACCGGUGGAAGUUAAACGGUACAGAAGUCACUCCCAAAGCUGGAUCUCACUACAGCCUUUCUGGAGGCAACCUCAGAAUCAGCCGCCUGAACAAAGACCAAGACGCCGGGACGUACCAGUGCCUCGCCUCCAACUCCUUCGGGACCAUCGUCAGCCGAGAGGCCAGCCUAACCUUUGCUUACUUGGAGAACUUCAAGACUCACAGAAGAAGUUCUGUCUCAGUACGGGAAGGUCAAGGAGUGGUUCUGCUGUGCGGACCUCCCCCUCAUUCUGGAGAUCUGAUCUUCUCCUGGAUCUUCAAUGAGUACCCGACGUUUGUGAAGCAGGACAACCGGCGCUUCAUCUCACAGGAGACGGGGAAUCUGUACAUCGCCAAAAUGGAGCCUUCGGAUGUUGGAAACUACACCUGUGUGGUGAUCAACACAGUCACAAAGACCCGUGUCCAGGGCCCGCCCACUCCGCUGGUGCUCCGCAGCGUCGGUGUUAUGGGGGAAUACGAGCCAAAGAUUGAAGUUCAGUUUCCAGAAGUUGUUCACGUUGCCAAAGGAUCCACUGUAAAGCUGGAAUGCUUCGCUCUUGGAAACCCUGCACCCUCCAUCAGCUGGAGGAGAGUGGACGGCGUACCGUUCCCCAGGAAGGUGGACAUGAGGAAGGCCAGCGGCGUCCUGGAAAUCCCGUACUUCCAACAGGAGGAUGCCGGCACGUACGAGUGCGUGGCCGAGAACUCCCGGGGGAUGAACACGGUGAAAGGAAAGCUCUCUUUCUACGCCCAACCUCAUCUCAUCGAGAAGCCCCAAGACGUCCAAAAGUUCAUCGAUGACUCGCUGGUGUGGGAGUGCAAAGCUACAGGGAAACCAAAACCCUCGUACAGAUGGAUGAAGAACGGAGAAAAUCUGGAAUCUACAGAGGAGCGUGUACAGGUUGCCAAUGGGAUUCUGUCAAUCAGUCGGCUAACCCUGUCCGACGCUGGAAUGUACCAGUGUGUGGCUGGGAAUAAGCACGGCGAGGUCUACUCCAACGCAGAGCUCCGAGUCAUAGCUGUUGCCCCAGAUUUUUCUCACUAUCAACUGAAGAGUCAGACGCUGGUGAAAGUGGGAGGAGACAUCCUCAUCGAGUGCAAGCCCAAGAUGUCUCCUUGGGGUGUGAUCUCAUGGCGGAAGGACAGCGAACCCCUGCAGGGCAGCAGCAGGGUCUCCAUCCUGGACAACGGCAGCCUUCGGAUAUGGAACGUGACCAAACUGGACGCCGGCCUCUACACCUGCGUUGCAAGAAACCAGUUUGGAGUGGCGAGCAGCACAGGAAGUGUAACAAUAAAAGAGGCAACCAUCAUCACCACGCAGCCCACAACGCUGGACAUCACCGUCGGGGAGAGCGUGGUCCUGCCCUGUCAGGUGAGCCACGACCCGUCUCUGGAGCUCAAGUUCACCUGGUUCUUCAACGAGCAACUCAUUCACUUCGGGAGCAACGGCGGAUUCUUUGAAAAAGUCGGAGGCCAGCACUCAGCGGGGGACAUUAUGAUUCGGAACAUCCAGCUGGGGCACGCAGGGAAGUACACAUGCGCCGUGCAGACCAAGGUGGACAGCAUCUCCAUAGCGGUGGACCUGGUUGUCCGAGGUCCCCCAGGCCCUCCCACCAGCAUCCAAGUAGAAGAAAUCACAGAUACCACGGCCUCUCUGUCCUGGAGGCCCGGUCCCGAUAAUCACAGUCCAAUUACAGCGUACACCAUCCAGGCCAGGACACCGUUCUCCCUGGGGUGGCAGGCUGUCACCACAGUUCCUGAGGUGGUUGGGGGCCACCAGCUGACCGCUGCUGUAACAGAGCUGAGCCCUUGGGUGGAGUAUGAGUUCAGAGUUCUGGCAAGCAACAGAGUCGGGACUGGCGAGCCCAGCAAGCCCUCCAAACAAGCGAGGACGAAGAGCACAACUCCGAAGGUCACACCGGCUAAUGUGAGCGGAGGAGGAGGCAGUCGCUCCGAAUUAGUCAUCACAUGGGAGCCUGUUCCAGAGGAGCUGCAGAAUGGGCCGGGGUUCGGCUACGUGGUGGCGUUCCGGCCUCAUGGGGCCACGGGCUGGAUGCAGGCCGCCGUGCCGUCCCCAGAGGCAUCCCGAUACGUCUUUAAAAACGAGAGCAUCCAGCCUUUCUCGCCUUUCCAUGUAAAGGUUGGCGUUUACAACAACGAGGGGGAGGGUCCGUUUGGACCGGUUACCACCAUCUACUCUGCUGAGGAAGAGCCUGGCCGAGCUCCCACCAGGAUCCGCGCCAAGAGCCUCUCUGCGUCUGAGAUGGAAGUGUCGUGGAAGGCUCUGCCCUGGAACACCAGCAAGAGGCGAGUGCUGGGAUAUGAGCUCAGGUACUGGAGUAGAAGCGAAAGGGAGGAGACGGCCAGCGUGCAGAGAACCUCUGGGAAUCAGACAUCCAGUGUUAUCGGCGGCUUAAGAGGCAGCACCGUGUAUCACAUCUCAGUGAGGGCCUACAACACGGCCGGAACGGGCCCUCCCAGCACCACCGUCAACGUGACCACCAAAAAACCACCUCCCAGCCAGCCUCCGGUUAAAGUCAUGUGGAACACAUCAAACUCCAAGAUCAUCCUGAACUGGGAGCACGUCAAAGCCCUGGAGAACGAGUCCGAAGUGACCGGUUACAAAGUGCUCUAUAAGAAGAAUCGACACAGCCGGCCCAGCGUCAUGGAAACCAACACCACCUCUGUGGAGCUCGCUCUUCCCACCGACGAGGACUACAUCAUCCAGAUAAAGCCGUUUGGAGAGGGAGGGGACGGAAGCAGCAGCAAGCAGAUCACCAUCCCCAAGAUACCAGGCCCCAACGCGGUGGGCUCGGCCUCCAAGGUCUCCACGCUGUCGGCCCUCAGCACAAUAGCUCUGUCUUUCACAGCACGAACAUCUUUAUGACAAAUGGCUCACAGCAGACGUUGCAUCUAACGUGGAGACAGCGAUCGGGCAGGAACACAAACGCAGCCCACUCCGGUGUAACUAGAUCCAUUCAUUUAGAUUUUAGCGGCAAAGGGAAGACACUGGCGGUAAAAAUGUCCAAACACGCCAUGGAGAGGACAGACAAGGAAUCCCUGUCAGCUACACAGGCCAGGUGGAGGAGAUUGACCGAUGUCGUGACUAUGUUGUUACCAAAGCAGCUUUCAUAAAAGAAACGUAAAGAAAAAAAAGUCUUAUAUGCAUCUUUUUGUAUGACAUGUUGAGCUUUUAUAGAUUUUUGUUUCCUUAAUGGGUUUGCAGAUGGCCUUGGCUUCAGGGGUGAGAACAGUUCAAUGCAUGAAAAAUGGCAUCGUCCUGUUUUACAGUCUGAAAGUAAAGAACACGAUUCAACAGUUCCCCUUCUGUCUUUUAAGAUAAAACACAACUUAGAACUUUGAUAUUUUCUGCAUUCCAGUGUAUUUAUUAUAGUCUUUUCAUGAUGAAAGCACACCAUUAAUGCUAUAGCAGUUUCCACCAAGUUGAUAUCAAAAUAGAAAAUGUUAAAAAACAAAAAUGGUAAACCCUCAAAUCCCCAGACACAUACGAAAUACACAAAGCUCUUGAAAUUAGAUGGGGUGUACUUUCUUUUUUCAAAGACUAUAUGUAAUCAUCAUGCCCAGUUCACAUUUUGGGCCAAAGUGUCACUUUUUCAGCGUAAAGGGAGUAGCAUCAGAACGCUAACGCUUUAGCGCCUCAUAAUCAGCAGCAAGCUGCAAAAAAAGCUUAAGCUAGCUGAAAAUGAUGGGGAUACAUUAUAUCAGCUGCUGCAGAGUGAAAACAUAAACAAUUAUUCCUCUGUUACUACUUUACUCAAUGACACUAACAUUAACAUAUGAAAUUAUACACUCACUGUAAUCAUUUCUUCUACCCAGAAGAAGAAGCCUGGCUGAAACGUAAAUAUAGAGUUUUUACAGGUUCUGACAUUUUUAGUCUUUGCUACAGUGGCCGCUGUCAGUCUCUUGUUUGGUUUGGUGCCCUGUAAUAACAGAGUUAUAUCAUUGUAAUUGUAAACAUAAAUUGGAAUAAAUUAAAUUAAUUAAUUGAGACUAAAUCUUUUAGCCGAACAUGGAGGAUAACUAUAUUUUAAAGCUGGUUCAGUGUUGAGUAACCAACCAUUUCAAAUAAACCGUGCACCAUUUCUGAUACACAGGAUAGUCAAAUAUUAUGGUCAGAAAGAUGUCAGAAGCUUGUUCAUGGUAGCAGUUUUGAUCAGGGGUUUUUAUGUCGGGUUCUGUUGAGAUGUGAUCAUUUUUGACUGACUCAGCUUUAAAUCACAACUGCUUUAAAUUAGAAUUGUGUGGGAUAUAAAACUGAAAUCUAUUGCUUAAUAGAUGUGACAAGAGAGAUCAAAAACCUUUAAUUGAAAGAAAAAAGUGCUCUCUUCAUUGUCCUUAACUAAUAAAGAUUAGUGCCUGAUUUUAACGCUGCUGUUUAAGGAAUUUUUUAACUGUGAGAUUUCCUUGUAAGAACUCAGCUGACAGAGGAGAGUCUCAUCAGUUUAGUUGGUGUUCUUCAGUGUCCCAGGUCUGCAUUCAAACUGCUAAACUGAUGUGUCCCAGACCACCUAAAAUGGUCUGAGAGAAACCAUCCUGAAAACCUUUGGAUUGCAUUUCCACCCGUCAUCAGGUACGAUCAGAUAUCUUCAGACCGUGUUAACACCACAUCUGAAGCUUACAGUUUUCUCUUUGAUUAAACAGAGAUUCGUUUCCCAUCUAACACCUAGUGUCAUCAAAGCAGAGGCCUGGGUGAGGUAUUGGUUGGCCAUAGCCACUUAGCAGAACACCACUUCAAAAACCCACUUCAAAGAACUAUUCCUUUUUAAGUUUUUGGUGUCAGAAGUGACAUCCAAGAUACCAACGUUUUCAGAAUCGCUCUUAUGAGCUUAACCUGUCGCUCAGAGCAGUUCCCCUAAGAUCUAUAAGUAACUUAGUCUUAAAGUCUGAGGUCUAAGCUGUUAAGGGGUGAAGAGAGACUAUCUGAAGUUUUUAUUUUAUUUUAUUUUAAUGCCAAAUCUUCAUUUGUUUAUCCUCACUGUGCUGCAGAAGAUUUGGUAUUCAUAUACAGAGACAACAAUUUUAGAAGUUUAAGUCUUGCUUGUCAUCUUUUCUUAUGUUUACACCUGUGGUGUGAACCUUCAGUGCACUAUAUGUUCCUUUUAAGGGUUUAAUUAUUAUCUGAAUUAGUCAAAAAGAAGGUUGAGCUGCCAUAAUUUGGAGCCAGUCCAAGCAUUAAGCAUGCAGAGGUGGGCGAAUCCUCAUCAAGGCCAACAGGCAGGGCAGAACUAGACAUGAAAUGUUAUUCCAGCAUUGCUACAAUGUUUGAGUAGCAAUUGUGUAAAGUCCCUUGCUGCAGUGCAGCAUAUGAGUUCUUUUGAAGUUCCAUCAUUUAUGUCAAGGAAUUUUUUUCAGGAUAAGACAUGAAUCUAGAUAAGUUAUUCAUGUAUUUAUUUAUUUAAAUCAGCAUAUUUUAAUACAUUACUAAAACUCAUAAAAGACUCUCAAUAAAGUUAUGGCGUUAUGGAAUAACUAUAUGAUUCACUGAACCACAAAUAAUGAGUUUUGGAUAGAAGGAAAGAUUAGGACGAUUUUUGACUCUUUACCUUAAAGACUACCAAGUAAAAGUCCAAGUAAAAGCUAAGUGGUAGAAUAAAAAAAACAACAAGAAAUACUAUUGGGAACCAUUUUAAAAAGGUAGUUCAGAUAUUUUGAAGUGAAGUUUUAUGAAGAUGUUAUCAGAAAGAAAAAAAAAAACCUCAGUGGUGAAAGUCUGACACUUCAUGCUCCCGUACUGGAGGGCAUGCAGUGUGUGUUCUGUGAGCCACGCAGGACUGUUGGGAUUUUAUAGUUGAGCUUACCGAUUGCCUGCAUUCCUCCUGACAAAUUCCUUCAUUUCCCACAAUCCAAAGGGAUACUAAUUAGGCAGCCACCGCACACGUUACUGAGGCACAGAAUGGUAGUGUAGCGUCCAUGACUGCUGUUAACGCCGAAUCCCCACCUUUAGUCUAACUGACAUGUUAGUCGACUGGAGCCACUGAAAACAACUCGAUCUAAACUUGUUGACAUCAAUGGCAUAUAAAGCUGAUAUUGAAUAUUAAUUGACAAGUCUUACAACUAACAGUUGUUAAGUUUGUUUCUGUAUUCCCAGCUGAAAAAUGUCUAGUGAGUCAGAGCUUUGUAAGCUACAUCUGCUAAGAGUGGUGAUAACUAUUUGGGGCAGGUUGUCACCCAGGUAACUACAUGGGACAUGCGUCUCUGUGCCUUCUUCAGGUUUUGUACUCGUCCACAAAUCUUUCCAAAGGACUGAUGAUCAGGGUCGAUGCAAACAACUUCAUUUUCCUAAGAAAACAUCACAAACCUUAGAGUGGUAUCUAAUCAAAUUAUAGAUGUUUAAUAUUGUUGGAUUCCACAAAUCUGAUCAUUUUUAGUGUGAGAUGCUAAGACAAACUCAAACUCUUCCAUCCCCUCUAGAGUUUCUUCUCUUUACUACAAACUGCAAUUCAAUUUCUGUCUACGACAAGUAAAUAUACUAUUCAUUGGUUUGUAGAAAUUCUUUAAAAAUUCUGAAUCAACCCUUUAAAAACAGGUGAGACAGAUAUUGGAGGCUAGAGCAUUAGCACAUUUUCAGUGCCCAUCCUCAAACACCAGAAACCUGAUCAAAUGUUUAGACACAUCCUGAUGACAAAGGUUGGAAAAGCUUGCAGUGGAGGGCCUCUCUCUCCAGGGCCCUCCACCUGGGGCCCCUGAGCUCCACUGAUUGCAGGACCCUCAUGGCUGUCUCUCAUGCCCCUCAUUCUUUCAGUUAGCCCUGUGUCUAGAGCUCUUCUUUGCCUUCUGUGUGCCUCAUCAUAUGUUCAGAAUCCUCAGGUCCUUAAAGAGCCUUAACUUAUCGUGAGAAUAUCAAAAACACUAGAAGCAUAGAACUUUGCAGCGGCAGCAGUGUUCAAGCGCAGGUGGAACAUCACACAAUGGGUUUGGGUUGGGAGGAGGAAAAAGGAAGCGACAUCCUUUGUCGACAUUACAGAGGUUAGAAAUGGGCAAUUUAUGAGACCAGGUGUGUUUUUUAAGUGGAUGUUCUGAAUAAAGGACAAUGCUGCUGAUUUUUUCCUUUCUCCAUCGUCUCCUGAUGCCAUGUGGGACUGCCACGCUACUCGGAGAACGCUGCAGUCUCAUUGUAGCUUGUAAUCCAGUUAAGUAGUUUGUAGUACUUUGAAGGGAAAUGUACUGUAGGCUGCUGGGGAUCAUGCAUCAAGAAAUGUAUAAAAUACAGUUUUGUACACUUCAGAUCAUUUAUAUAAAAAGAAACCUUUCUAAAGAGAUAAUUUACUCUGUUUUUAUGUAAACGACUCUUGUUUCAUACUGUAGUUAACUGUUGCUCAGCAUGACUGUACUCGUCGUCUCUCUACUGUCACCCGCAAAGCGACUGAAUGGCUUUAGGAACAUGUGAGGUCCAUGCAUCCGGCAGGUCUCUGUAUGCUGAACCAUUAACAGCCCCGUGUCUAUGCUUCUGUCCAAGUCGGCCCUUCAGAGAUGUACUGCUUUGACUGUCCGUAUGCGCUCUGCAGGAGACGUCCCUCUGUUGCUGUUUGUUGUUUAUACCGUGUGAAUAAAGAUAACUGAUUUAUAGAACAACA